This is a messenger RNA of Magallana angulata, 1236 nucleotides long. Its product is annotated as novel acetylcholine receptor chaperone-like. The record is from RefSeq and is a predicted model, not a curated record. The transcript has 3 exons. NCBI's taxonomy places the organism in Eukaryota, Metazoa, Mollusca, Bivalvia, Ostreida, Ostreidae. Bases 49 to 588 code for a protein of 179 amino acids. Gene Ontology annotation, biological process: chaperone-mediated protein complex assembly; positive regulation of protein localization to cell surface. Gene Ontology annotation, cellular component: endoplasmic reticulum.
AUCGGGAUCGCGGUUCAAUCUGCCGGGUUACAGUGAACACAAUCGACAAUGGCAUCGUAUGUUCUGAGGGUGAUUUCUCUUACCCUUGGCGUCUUCUUUAUUUUUAUAGGAACUUUAAAACUCACCCCAUCUGUUAACAAAGAAUUACACAAGGAAAUGAGAAAAAUGUAUAUUAAAAAUGCCAAAGUGUUCCCAUUAGUGAAAUGGACAAAGUGGAAACCAAACUCCCAUAUGUACAGAAAAGUGAUAGGUGGAUCUGAGGUGGUGUGUGGUGCCAUUCUUUCUUUCAUACCUGGUCCCCUCAAAGAGGCAGCUAAUGUGCUGAUGAUCCUGUUAUCUUGCCUUGACAUAUACUCACAUUACGCUCAGGAUGAAGGCUUGGAUAAAAUGAGUCUCUCUGUGGUGUUCUUCCUUCUGCUGACGUGUCGCCUUAUUAUACAUCUCCAAAUGAAGGCUCGGGAGUUAGAGGAGGCGGCUCAACAGAACCAGGUCACUGAGCAGGCCACACCCACUUGUCAAGGUCACACCCACAAUGUACACCCAGCAGCCGGGGCAGGCUUUUCUGCAGCUGUUAAAAAGACUCAGUAAAAGAACUAUCAAGGAGAGUAACUCCGUUCUGUCACUGAUAAAAGAGCUGCUAAGGGGAUUAACCCCUGUUGUAAGAGCAAGGGAUGAACAAAGAAUGUCUGAUUUAUUUUGAGUAUUUGUUUGUCGUGUGAAAAUCACUGGAGUGUAAUAUUACAAUAACUGUUAUUGAUGAGAAAUCCAUGGUAUUUGUGCAGUAUUGCGAUUAAAUGUGUGUUAAUGCAUGUGCAGUUUUGUUUAAGAAAUAGUUGUACUCCCUCCUUUACACAUUGAAUACAUGGUUGUCAUUUUUAUCUAGUUUUAGAAUAUACUCUGGAAAGGGCAUUUGUGCAACUGUUUUGAAUGUCAUUUUACUGUAUACAUGUAUUUGAACAUCAAAGUUAAUUUUAUUUUUUAUUCUUUGUCAUUUUAUUUAGCAAAUGACUAUCAAAUUUGUUGUUGUUUUGAUAAUGACUGUGCUUUUAUUUUGCUUUUUUCCAUUUCUGAUAAUACAUGUACAUGUAUAGGCAAUGGAUUUUGUUUGGGGUUUUUUUUAAUUCAUAGACCAACAGUCACAAGUUCUUAGCAAUGAUGAAAGAAGUGAGACCAUAGUACAUAAGUGAUUACAAAGAGUUUUAAUAUCAGUACUAGUGUCAUAAAAUUUUAAAAUAA